AUGAACUCCUGCCUGCUGGUCCUGAUCCUGGUCCUGGUCCCGGCUCAGACCCGGUUCCCGUUCCUGGACCGUCUCGGCCCCGGCCCGGGCCCCGGGAGCAGCGACCCGGCCCAGGCCCGCGCCGUGGCGGCUCUGCUGCGGCGGCUGCUCGGGUCUCGCUCCGGGGACUUCGUGGUGUCGGUGAACCGGAGCCUGGCGGGGGGGACGAGCCCCGGCACCGGGCCCGCGGGGCCGCGCACCGACGUGUGCGAGCUGCGCUCGCUGCGCGACGGGCGCGUGGCCGCGGCGGGCACGAGCGGCGUGGCCGCGGCCGCGGGCGUGCACAAUUACCUUAAGUAUUUCUGCAGGUGUCACGUGUCCUGGACCGGAAACCAGCUGACGCUGCCCGACCCGCUGCCCCGGAUCAGGGGCGUUCUGCGCAUCAGCACCGCGCACAGGUUCCGGUACUACCAGAACGUCUGCUCCUCCUCCUACUCCUCCGUCUGGUGGGACUGGACUCGGUGGCAGCAGGAGAUCGACUGGAUGGCCCUGAACGGAAUCAACCUGCCGUUGGCCUUUACGGGCCAGGAGGUGGUGUGGCAGGAGGUGUACCGGUCUCUGGGCCUGAAUCAGUCUGAGAUCGAGGAAUUCUUCUCCGGCCCGGCGUUCCUGGCCUGGAACCGCAUGGGGAACAUGAACCGGUUCGGUGGACCGUUACCGCAGUCCUGGCACGUCAACCAGCUGGCCCUGCAGAUGAAGAUCCUGUCCCGGAUGAGAGCCUUCGGCAUGAUCCCGGUCCUCCCGGCCUUCUCCGGGAACGUUCCCCCAGGAAUCCUCCGGCUUUUCCCCGGGGCCAACGUGACCCGGCUCGGCCCCUGGUCUCACUUCAACUGCAGCUUCUCGUGCUCGUACGUGCUGGACCCGCGGGACCCGCUGUUCUUCCGGAUCGGGUCUCUGUUCCUGUCUCAGCUGGUGAAGACGUUCGGAACCGACCACGUCUACAACACCGACACCUUCAACGAGAUGACCCCGCCCUACUCCGACCCUGCCUACCUGUCGGCCGUCAGCCGGAGCGUCUUCGCCUCCAUGACGGCCGUGGACCCCGACGCCGUCUGGCUGAUGCAGGGCUGGUUGUUCUUCAGCAACUCCUCCUUCUGGAAACCGGCCCAGAUCCGAUCGCUGCUGCGCGGCGUUCCGAUCGGUCGAUUGAUCGUGCUGGAUCUGUUCGCCGAGACGGAGCCGCUCUACUCGUCCACCCAGUCCUUCUACGGCCAGCCCUUCGUCUGGUGCAUGCUGCACAACUUCGGAGGAAACAGCGGCCUGUUCGGCACGGUGGAGGCCGUCAACGCCGGCCCCUUCCAGGCGCUGCGUUUCCCCAACUCCACCCUGGUGGGCGUGGGCAUGGCGCCCGAGGGAAUCGAGCAGAACCCGGUCGUGUACGAGCUGAUGAGCGAGCUAGCGUGGCGCCGCGAGCCGGUGGACCUGGCCAAGUGGGCGUCGCUGUACGCCGCGCGGCGCUACGGCACCGGCGGCGGCGGUAGCGCGGCAGGGAACCUGACGGCGGCGGCGUGGCGCCUGCUGUUCGCCGGCGUCUACAACUGCACCGUUCCGCACUACAAGAACCACAACCACAGCCCGCUGGUGCGCCGGCCCAACCUGCACAUGAACACGGAGCUCUGGUACGACCCGGCACCGCUCUACGAGGCCUGGAGGCUCAUGGUGGCGGCGGCGCCGGACCUGGUGCAGCAGGAGACGUUCCGCUACGACCUGGUGGACGUCACCCGGCAGGCGCUGCAGGUGCUGAUGUCGUCCUUCUACCGCGACGUCGUGGACGCGUUCCGGAGCAAACGGAUGCCGGAGCUGCUGACGGCGGGCGGGGUUCUGGUGUACGACCUGCUGCCGGAGCUGAACCGGUUACUCAACACCAACCGCCACUUCCUGCUGGGGGCGUGGCUCGGGCGGGCGCGCUCGCUGGCGCUGGACGAGAAGGAGGCGGCGCUCUAUGACAUGAACGGCCGGAACCAGCUGACCCUGUGGGGGCCCGGCGGGGAGAUCCUGGACUACGCCAACAAGCAGUGGGGGGGUCUGGUGGAGGACUACUACGCCCAGCGCUGGAGCCUCUUCCUGCAAACGCUGGUGGAGUGUCUGGACGCCGGGCGGCCCUUCAGGCAGGACGCCUUCGACCGGGCGGCGUUCCGGGUGGAGAAGGGCUUCGUGUACAACGGCCGGACGUACCCGUCCCAACCCCAGGGCGACGUCCUGGAGAUCGCCCAGCGGAUCUUCCUCAAGUACUUCCCCCAGGCGCUCAAGAGGCUAUGACCGCCGGCGCCGCCGCUGGACGGCUUGAGAUGGACCUACUAAGACUUAAGACUAAGACAGCUCAGAACUGGUUCAGCUAUAUCUUGUGAUUUAUAUUGUAAUUGUUACCCUCUAAUUAGUGAUGCACCGAUUGUUCGGUAACCGAAAUUGUUCGGACGAAAAUGGCAAAAAAACACUUUGGGUGUUCGGUGGAAUAAGUGGGGAAAAAAAACGAACAAUUAAUAACGGCGUUGUA
Cololabis saira (Pacific saury) is the source of this 2533-nucleotide messenger RNA. RefSeq names its product alpha-N-acetylglucosaminidase-like. The transcript has 8 exons. Bases 1 to 2298 code for a protein of 765 amino acids. NCBI's taxonomy places the organism in Eukaryota, Metazoa, Chordata, Actinopteri, Beloniformes, Belonidae. The record is from RefSeq and is a predicted model, not a curated record.